Ceratotherium simum simum (southern white rhinoceros) is the source of this 2738-nucleotide messenger RNA. RefSeq names its product VPS33B late endosome and lysosome associated (gene VPS33B). Gene Ontology annotation, biological process: vesicle-mediated transport. Lineage: Eukaryota; Metazoa; Chordata; Mammalia; Perissodactyla; Rhinocerotidae. The record is from RefSeq and is a predicted model, not a curated record.
AGUGAACGGGCCUUCCGGGAGGUCUAGGAAGUCGCUUCUCAGUCUGGCAGGGGGCGGGGUUUUCCCUCAGGCCGCGCAGUCUGCGGGUGUAGAUCAGAAUCCUGCUGACCGGCAGAGUGGCACAGGGAGGGGCGGGUCUGGACACGGUGGCUGCAGGCCUGAGGCGAGGGCCGCUCAAGGCUGCGGCUCUCUGGCCGGGAGGUGGCCCUUCAUUCCUCGAGUGUAGCUGAGGACCGAGGGCCCCUUCGGGGGCUCUUUGGAAGUCAGUGCCCAGGCCUGCAGGAGAGCCACCCUGCGCUGACCCUGCGCUGCUGCCGGCCUUCUCAGAGCAAGGAGCGUCCUCCUUCUUCCACCCCGCGGCUCAGGGGACCGCUGCCAUGGCUUUUCCCCAUCGGCCGGACGCCCCGGAGCUGCCUGACUUCUCCAUGCUCAAGAGGCUGGCCCGAGACCAGCUCAUCUAUCUGCUGGAGCAGCUUCCAGGAAAAAAGGACUUGUUCAUUGAGGCGGAUCUCAUGAGCCCUUUGGAUCGAAUUGCCAAUGUCUCCAUCCUAAAGCAACACGAAGUAGACAAGCUGUACAAGGUGGAGAACAAGCCAGCCCUCAGCUCCAGUGAACAAUUGUGCUUCUUGGUCAGACCACGCAUCAAGAAUAUGCGAUACAUUGCCAAUCUUGUCAAUGCUGACAAAUUGGCUGGCCGAACUCGAAAAUACAAAGUGAUCUUCAGCCCUCAGAAGUUUUAUGCAUGUGAGAUGGUGCUUGAGGAAGAAGGAAUUUAUGGAGAUGUGAGCUGUGACGAAUGGGCCUUCUCUUUGCUGCCUCUUGAUGUAGAUCUGUUGAGCAUGGAACUACCAGAAUUUUUCAGGGACUACUUCCUGGAAGGAGAUCAGCGUUGGAUUAACACUGUGGCACAGGCCUUGCACCUUCUCAGCACACUCUAUGGACCCUUUCCUAACUGCUAUGGAAUUGGCAGAUGUGCCAAGAUGUCACAUGAAUUGUGGAGGAAACUGGAGGAGGAGGAGGAUGGUGAAACCAAGGGCCGAAGGCCAGAAAUUGGACAUGUCUUUCUCUUGGACAGAGACAUGGACUUCGUGACGGCACUUUGCUCCCAGGUGGUUUAUGAGGGUCUGGUGGAUGACACCUUCCGCAUCAAGUGUGGGAGUGUCGACUUUGGCCCAGAAGUCACAUCCUCUGACAAGAGCCUGAAGGUGUUACUCAAUGCUGAGGACAAGGUGUUUAAUGAGAUUCGUAAUGAGCACUUCUCCAAUGUCUUUGGCUUUUUGAGCCAGAAGGCCCGGAACUUGCAGGCCCAGUAUGAUCGCCGGAGGGGCAUGGACAUCAAGCAGAUGAAGAACUUUGUGUCCCAGGAGCUCAAGGGACUGAAACAGGAGCACCGCCUGUUGAGUCUCCAUAUUGGGGCCUGUGAAUCCAUCAUGAAGAAGAAAACCAAGCAGGACUUCCAGGAGCUCAUCAAGACUGAGCAUGCGCUGCUGGAGGGCUUCAGCAUCCGGGAGAGCACCAGCUACAUUGAAGAACACAUAGACCGGCAGGUGUCACCGAUAGAAAGCCUUCGCCUCAUGUGCCUUUUGUCCAUCACUGAGAAUGGAUUGAUCCCCAAGGAUUACCGAUCCCUGAAAACACAGUAUCUGCAGAGCUAUGGCCCUGAGCACCUGCUGACCUUCUCCAAUCUGCGGCGAGCUGGGCUCCUAACGGAGCAAGCCCCGGGGGACACCCUCACAGCUGUAGAGAGCAAAGUGAGCAAGCUGGUGACGGACAAGGCUGCAGGAAAGAUUACCGAUGCCUUCAGUUCUCUGGCCAAGAGGAGCAAUUUUCGUGCCAUCAGCAAGAAGCUGAAUUUGAUCCCACGUGUGGAUGGCGAGUAUGAUCUGAAAGUGCCACGGGACAUGGCGUAUGUCUUCAGCGGUGCUUAUGUGCCCCUUAGCUGCCGAAUCAUUGAGCAGGUGCUGGAGCGCCGAAGCUGGCAGGGUCUGGACGAAGUGGUGCGGCUGCUCAACUGCAGUGAGCUGGCAUUCACAGACAUGACCAAGGAAGACAAGGCUUCCAGCGAGUCCCUGCGCCUCAUCUUGGUGGUGUUCUUGGGUGGUUGCACAUUCUCUGAGAUCUCAGCCCUCCGGUUCCUGGGUAGAGAGAAAGGGUACAGGUUCAUUUUUCUGACGACAGCAGUCACCAACAGUGCUCGCCUUAUGGAGGCCAUGAGUGAGGUGAAAGCCUGAAUCUUCCCUGGACACGUUCCCCAGUGGGAUGCAGGAGUUUGGCUCCCAGCUGCUAACAACAUGUCCACCAACUACCCAACUAAGAGCUGGGGAGCAUGGAAUUAUUUGGGGUUUAGAGAACAUGUCUGAGGAGAGAUUUCACUUCCUGCCCCCAGGUAUUUCUCUUGUUUAUGAAGUACAGCCCAUGCUGAUAAGAUAUGAGCAGGAAGAGGUAUCUUUUGCUAAAUCCUGUUUGAGUAUCAUUGUAAAUAAAGCCUCUCCUCUCAAAUGUAAUAUGUUUAGUUCUGGACAUGCACUUCCACCUUGAUGAGUGAAGCACAGGGGCCUUCCUGUGCUCCGUGGCCUGGACUCUGUCUUAGCUCUGGGCCUGGUCUGGUUCUUCUUUGAAGGUUGCCCUGUACCAGAGUUUCCUCAACCAUAAAAUGAGGGGGAUGGAUUAGACAGAUGAUCAGCAAGCACCCUCCCAAUUAUAAAAUUCUGUGAUUCAUUACACUUUAGAAAAAAUGA